ACACACACACACACACACACUUUAAACACCCUUAUGCCUUGCAUUCAAUCAGUUGAUCCAACUCUAUUUCACUCGAUGACACCAUCAUGGGAUCCUCAGGGCUGCUGACUUUGGGUCUUAUCCUAAGUGUUGCUCACUGCACGGAAAUUCUGGGUCCUGGUGAAGAGUCUAUCGAGAUCACACAAAACAUCAUGGCAGUCCUGGGAGAAGUUGUGUACCUGGGCUGUAGAUUUCUUGGCACGAGUAAGGUUGAGAGCGCCAGUUGGAGACGCCGGAAAAACUCUAGAUCUAGAACCAAGCCACUGGCAGGAUUUUCAAAAGAUGGGCCAUUUAGUAACUGAUGACAUCUUCUCAGAGCCAGACUCUCUCACCAACCUCUCAGUUAAGAUGAAUGUGUCCAGUGUGGAUGUUGAGGGAGAAUACAUCUGUCAGUUUGAAUCGGCGGAGGAGGAAUUUUUUGAGAGUGUAUUUGUCACUGUAGUAGCUGAGCCUGAUGUACAGGUCCUUGUGAACGCAGAGACCAUAAACGGCACUCACUACCAGUCAGUGUCAUGCUCUGCGAUCGGAGGUAGGCCCACGCCUCAGAUCAGCUGGUUGACAAAUGGUCUUCCUGCCUCAGAAUACCCCUUCACCGUGAGUGCAAAUAACACCACUCUCUCAAACGGCACAUCCUCCCUGAGCAGCAUCCUCCGCUUCCCCACCCACCUACAGGACGAGGACAGCGUGACCUGUGAGGUUCAACACCCGACCCUCCCAAACCCGAAACUCACCACAGUGAGGGUGGAAACUUAUGCGAAGCCAAAUGUGACCAUUAAAGUAGAGAUGGUACAACAAGGAGGAAAUGAGUUCUGGGUGGUCUCGUGCAUUUCAUCUGGAGGGAGACCUGACACUGACAUCUCCUUGGCUUUGGACACCGAUGAAGAGCUGCAGAGAGAAGACAGCUCAGACUCAGACAUGCAAACACUCUCAGUCUUCCUCCCUGUAACAGAGUAUGAGGGCCAUAAUGUCACCUGUUCGUUUGACCACCCCAAAUUUGCACACAGCGAGUCACAAGUCCAAACACUGCCAUCUUUUUAUUUGUCUAGUGUUCAGUUGUUGGACUCAGAGUUGGGAAUCAACAAUGACGACUUCCAAGACACUAAAACUUUAGAGCUAAAGGAAGGACAGAAUGAAAUUAUUGUCGGCCUAGACGUCAUUGGGAAUGUGCCACGUUACAAUGUUACCUGCAAAAAAGAUGAUGGGCCCUUGCCUGAGGGUUUGGAGCUGGAUGGCAGUAGCCUCAGAGUUCAGGGUCCUGUGGAGCAUCAGCAUGCUGGCCUGUAUGAAUGUGUCUUCUCCUAUCUCCAUCUUAAAGCAGUGCUGCAGAUCAACAUCACAGUUCAACCCCAUGUUAUACAGCCUGUUCCCCCGACAAUACGAGUUGAUUUGCAGACUAAAGAUGGACACAGGGUGAUUGAGUGCUCAGCAGCUGAUGCUGUUCCUGCAGCCAACGUAUCCUGGCAUCUACCAGAGGGUGUGUCUGGAGUCUCUUGGUCCAAUUUCACUUCUCAUAAUGGAAGCCACUCUGUCAGGGGAGUUUUUCUCCUCCCUGCCUGCUCGCCCUGGGAGCUCACUGCAGAGUGUGUGAUAAAUCACCCAGCAUUUGAGGAGCCAGAGAACAGAAGCAUAACACUCCCCCUUUGCGCUCGACCUAACAUCACCAUCAACUCUAGUACAGAGUUGAAAGGCAGUGUGCUUUUCACAAAGGUGGACUGCUCUGUAGACAGUGUUGCCUCAGCAGCAGCUAUAACCUGGCAUGUUGGAAACACUGACAACAGCAUCAACAGUUCUCUGUCAGAGCCUGAAGUCCGAGCCGACGGUUUGGUUUCAGCUCGUAGCUCUGUGCGCUUCUUGUCUUCUUUGUAUGCUGGUCAGAAUUUGACCUGCGUGGUGGAGCAUCCGAGCCUGGAGGCAUCAGAGAUAAGAACAAUACACAUUCCUGUGCACAAAGCCCCACUGCUGAGUGUUUCUGUGGCGAGACAGCGAGACUCUCAUCUCUGGCUGGCAGUGUGUGACUGCAAAGGGGAGGGUUUUGGGACGAACCUUGCCUGGGUCCUUCCUGAAAAUGUCAAAGGCCAAACAUCCCUGCACUCAGAGUAUGAAGGACGCGCCCUGAAAGCCAGGCUGACUUAUCAGUUUCCUCUGGACCGUCACGAGGGGCAGGAUCUGACCUGUGAGUACCGGUCUGAACAUGGGAACAUAGAGAAGAAGACCGUCCGUAUCCCCAGAUACUAUAUCACCGCUGUGAGAGUCCUGAACCACACCACUCCUCUGCAAAGCCGCUACGGGGGUGGACCCAUCAUACACAGACUAACUCUCCAGGAAAAUCAUCACAACCAGAAAAUACUGCUCCAAGUUGUGGGCAACGUGUCAGACUAUGAUCUCAACUGUAAGAGGAGCGAUGGCUCAUUCGUCCAUAUGGAGAGGCAUGCGAUGGUCUUCCAGUCACAGGUCACAGAGAAAGAUGCAGGCCUGUACAUCUGCUGUGCAUCCUUCUAUCACCACAUGGUCACAAUCAAGAUUCAAGUGGAGGUCAUGAGUGAGGACAAGCAGUUUGCGAUGGUAGCCAUUGGCUGCAUCUCUUCAGCCUCAGCCAUCCUCAUCAUCUUCAUCAUCACUCUCUGGGUGUGCUGCUCAAGAAAUAGCAGGACACAAUAUAAGAAGCCAGAGUCUCUCUCGGCCUUGACGGCCCUGAUGCAGGAGCCCGGCUCUCCCGAGGUGAAGAAGCCAAUGGUGACAGAAAAGGACAGUAAGGAACAUGCUCAGGUGGUCAACUACUCCAUAGUCAUUGAUGUGAAGAGCACCGUGUGAAGAUAAAGGUGCUUUACACAGCUUUGUAUACAGCGUUCAGCUUUACAUUGUGCACAAACUAGAUAUGAAGGCUUACUGGUACUGCAGCACUGUUCAUGAUCUCAGUUUAUCUUUAUGUGACUGUGGCAUUUCAGGUGGAAGAAUCCAUCGUUUAUGUACUGACACAUCAGUUCUAGUCCAAGUGUUUAGUUUUAAUUGAUCGGCAUUAAUGAUUUUAAAUGCAUUAGUUUUGCACUUUUUACUUGAAUUUUGUACUGUUUCUUUAAAUGCACAUUGUAUUCUCAGGUAUUUUCCAUCCACUCUCCUGUUUUAAUUUGUAACCAUAUGACUGAUCCACAACAAACACAUUUCCAGAUAUAGUAGAGGUGACUGACAAACUGGGCUGUGACUCUGCACGCCAUCUGCCCUUGUGGUAUCUUCGGUUGACCAAAUUAGUGAGGACAUCUGCUGUGACAAGAGGUGUAAUUCUAUAAAUAAAGUAUCAUACAGUAAACCAUCCA
Molecule: messenger RNA, 3350 nt
Organism: Lates calcarifer (barramundi perch)
Lineage: Eukaryota; Metazoa; Chordata; Actinopteri; Centropomidae
Exons: 14
Coding region: 322-2850 (842 amino acids)
Biological process (GO): heterophilic cell-cell adhesion; homophilic cell-cell adhesion
Cellular component (GO): adherens junction
Source: RefSeq, a predicted model, not a curated record